AUGACCUCCGAAGACCACCACCAAAUGCAGACCGAGCUCGACAUGGUAGCAGCGCGCGGGCGGACGAGUAUAGAUGUCCAUCGUGUGCGAGAUGUAUUGCACGGUGGGAAAGAGGGAUGGUCGAUGCACGCGAAGCUUGUGGAGGUAUUGUCGAGGGAUCCCGUAUUUGACAAGUCCCAGAGGCCCUUCAUGUCUCGCACAGAUCGUCUUAAACGCGCGCUGAGGAUGACGACCCGGCUUUAUGAGCUGCAAGAUAUACACAGCUGGUCCGAGUCAGAGACGGCGCAAGCGGUGACCCUCAUGGAUGAGGAUAUGCCCGUUCAUUUAGGCUAUGCAGCGUUCGAAGCGGUAUUCAAUGCUCAGAGCGGACCUUAUCUGCAAGAUAGGUAUGGCUCCCUAGUGACUAGUAGAGGAAUUCAAGGAUGCUACCUACAAACAGAACUGGGCCACGGUACAGCUGUGACCAGGCUAGAAACCACAGCAACGUAUAUACCUGAAUCACGCGAGUUUGAGAUCCACUCCCCUACCCUGACGAGCACCAAGUGGUGGAUUGGCGCUCUCGGAAAGACUGCUACCCACGGGAUCGUGCAGGCGAAACUAAUCCUACCCGGAGGGCAGGACAUGGGCCCGCACAUGUUUUUUGUGCAGCUCCGAUCACUGAAGGACCACACUCCUCUACCGGGCAUCAUGGUUGGUGACAUCGGUCCUAAGGCGAUGGGUGGAUACGCUGCUGUAGACAAUGGUUAUGCACGCUUUUCUCAUGUGCGGGUACCUCGAGAGCAUAUGUUUUCAGGAUUCUCCCAAGUUACAGACGACGGAAAGUACGUCAAACCCCCUCACGCGAAGAUUGGGUAUGGUGGAAUGCUUUAUAUCCGCGCUAGUCUAGUAACCAAGGGCGCAUGGGUGAUAGCGAAAGCCGCCACUGUUGCCAUACGAUACUGCACGGUACGCCGACAAGGCGACAGAGACGCAGAUGGUAAUGAAAAACAAGUCAUCUCUUACCCCGCCGUCCAUUACAGACUACUACCCAUCCUCGGACAUGCGUAUGUCUUUCUGUUGUUAGGGCGUGAUAUGAUGGAGCGCGUCGCCGCCAUGAACGCUCGCCUCGCCAAUGGAGACAUCUCCCUGCUUUCGGAGAUGCAUAUCGCCUCGAGUGCAUUCAAGAUCCUCGUGUCCACCAUGGGCGUGCAGGAUGUGGAAACUGCUCGACGUGUCAUGGGCGGACAUGGAUUCAGCGCAUUCGCAGGCGUCGGGCGGUACUACGCGGAUUGGUUGCCGAGUGUCACAUACGAGGGAGACAACUAUGUCUUGGAUCUCCAGGUUGUGCGUGCUGCACUGAAGGCAUAUAAAAGCCUUCAUUCAUCACCUCGGGGAUCGUUGUCCGAGUCGGCCGCCUACCUGCGUCAUCUAUUGCCCGAAUAUGCAGAUGCCAGAGCGGCGGAGACUAAUUGGAGAGACUACAAAUCGUUGGUCAUCCUUCUCGAGAGACGCGCAGCUGUAAUGAUGCGCAAUCGUGCUGACAACGAGGGCGACACCGACCUAAGUAUGGACCACCGUGUCUCGAUGGCUGCGGCGGAGGCAUGUCUCGGUGCAUGGAUCGGCAAGCGUAUCAGUAACCUCUCAGCUGCGCUCUCCGAGCCCGAGGUCGCCAUCGUAGCCACAUUGCUCAGGCUGAGUGGGUUGGCAGACGUUCUGUCAUUUGGGCUGCUACCAUAUCCCGCGCCGAAUAGAGAUGCUGCGCGGGGUCUCCGUGCGGAGAUCAAAUACACGUGUUCAGAACUGUUGCCAGAAGCGAUUGGCUUGAGUGAUGCAUUUGGGUUCACUGAUUGGGAGCUGGACAGUGCGCUUGGUGUUCACGAUGGGAAUGUAUAUGGGCAACUGUGGGCGAGGGUGCAGAAGGAGCCGCUUAACGCCACAGAUGUCGUAGAGGGGUACGCAGAAUACAUAAAGCCCCUGUUGGAACGCGGUCAACGAAUCGUGGCAUCGCAGGGAGCAAAGUUGUAG
Molecule: messenger RNA, 2004 nt
Organism: Fibroporia radiculosa
Lineage: Eukaryota; Fungi; Basidiomycota; Agaricomycetes; Polyporales; Fibroporiaceae
Exons: 15
Coding region: 1-2004 (667 amino acids)
Biological process (GO): lipid homeostasis; fatty acid beta-oxidation using acyl-CoA oxidase
Cellular component (GO): peroxisome
Molecular function (GO): FAD binding; fatty acid binding; acyl-CoA oxidase activity
Source: RefSeq, a predicted model, not a curated record